UUUAAAAGUUAUAAUAUCUACCUAGUGUACAAAAAUAUAUCUGAGAAAAAAGUACAAACGAUAAAAAGUUACAAAAAAAAAAAAAAAAAAAAAAAAAAAGAAAUAAAGUACAUACAAACACGAACACAAAAGCAUACACAUAUACACGACGAAACAAAAAGAACACAAAUAAAAAUCCGUCAGUGCCAAAUCGAAAAGACGUGGAGGGAAUAGACAAGCGCGAUUAAUAGUUGUUGUACAUUUAAAGGAAAAAGUAUACAGAGAACGAAAGAAAGAGAGAGAAAGAGGAGAAGAAAGCAAAACCAUAAACCAAAGAAUCUACCAUUUUUUCUACUAAUCACUCAGAGAAUAACGAUACUCUUAAAGCAAAAGAAAGUGACCAAGAGUGAGAAAGAGAGAUAGAGAGAGAUAGAGAGAGAGAGAUAGAUAGAUAGAUAGAGAGAGAGAAAGAGAGAGAGAGAGAGGGAGAGAGAGAGAGUGAGAGAGAGAGAGAGAGAGAGAGAGAGAGAGAGAGAGAGGAAGCGAGAUAAGCAUCUAGACUUCCGUGAUCCCAAACUAAUUAAGUGAAAAUCAUCCGCGUAAAGUCUUUUGUAAACUAUAUGAAUUUAUAUAAAUAAACGUUAAGUAAGAAGUGAAUCUUUAAAAAAGCACUCGGCUUCAAUCCGAGAUUUACAUUUAGCGACAUCAAAUGUCCUUUGGUAACAAAAUCAGAGUUCGCACGAACUGGUGCAUAUCCAAUUGGUGAAACGGAAGAGAAAAGGAGAGAGAGAAAAAGAGAAUACCUAUCUACCAGUUUCGAGCUCCAGAGCUAUCAGCUCCAGAGCAAAAGAGAAAAAUAGAAAAAGAACGAGGACUGUCGUUCGAAUCGAGUCGACCUCCUGCACGCAGGAGGAGCGUUAAAAACAGGAUGACGUGGCGAGGAAGAUGAGCGCCGAGGUGACGAAGGAGGUCGUCGCCACCGAGAGGGUAGCACCGAGCCCUCCGGCGGCGGUAGCGACCUCGCCAACCUCUGGUGACCCGGCUCGUCACCUGCCCCCGUUCAGCAGCUUCGCCGGGGACAGUACGAUGGACAGCUCUACGACUUUGACGACCCUUCAUUCCCAGGACGUUGGACUGGGCCUGACGUCGUCCUGGGACUAUUACGAGGGCCUGACAGGUCGGUUGAUCGACUCCCGUGGCGAAGUGGUUCUCGCUAGCCAAUAUCGUCCUUGGGAGUCGAAGAACGCUGGUGGUGUCGUGUCUGCUGCAGCACCAACCGGUGAAGGAUUACCAAGUUUUGCAAGUCAAUUUACCGCACCGAGUGAAGCCGAGCCCCAAUUAACGGCAUUGACGCCGUUGUCGCCAGCAUCCAUCUCUCAUUCGCCACCCGUUACAUCAGCCGUAGGUUUGCCCAGUUUUCAUACUCUUGGGACACCUUUACCGGCGCCUCAUCCUCAUCGCGGUACCGUCGGUUAUCCUCUCGUACCGGCACCCGUUCAAGCGAGAGAGGUACCGGCUCUGCAACAACAGCUACUCGACGAGAGACAUAUUCAACUACUCGGUUCUAGUCCCGUCCAAGCGUUCCCACCACCUCCAGGUCAUCCUCAUCAUACUGUUUUGACCGUAGUCAAGCCCGAAUAUCCGCAACUUCAUCAUGCCAACUUCCAAAACCCAAUGUCGACUGUCCUCGAUUCCUCACCAACCUCGAGGGCGAUCGGCAUCGACGGACGUAAGAAAGAACGGAGAAAAAUACGGGCUGGCUCGAUGGAGUCCGAAGAUGGUGGUGGAGGUGGUGGUGGCGGUGGUGGUGGUGCUGGUAGCGUUGAAAAUUCUGGUCAAGUCGCGGCAGUAUCCUCUACCGCCAAUCGUGGUCCUCAUCAUAUGAGUGGCGGAAUGGGUGAUGCCGACGGUGACGGUGGCCUCGGUGAUAAGCCGGCUAAAAAGAAACGCAAAAGGUGCGGGGAAUGCAUCGGAUGCCAACGGAAGGACAACUGUGGAGAUUGCGCGCCGUGUAGGAACGAUAAGAGUCAUCAGAUUUGCAAAAUGAGGCGGUGCGAGAAACUCACGGAGAAAAAGCACCUAUAUCACCUACAGACAGGCGAGGGAGCGUUCAGGGAAAGAGGAAGAGGUCGAGGGAAAGGUACUACGAGGAGUUAUCGAAAAAUCGCUCGACAAGUCAGCACGCCAGACAGUGCACCCGCAGGUCUUGGUAGUCCUCAAGCAGGCAUCGGUGGUCUGCAGCAACACCAACAACAACAACAGCAACAGCAAGCGCAGCAGCCUCUGCAUCAGCCGGAUCCCAUGCAGCAGGCCAAGGACAACCUGAACCCCGCGGCGAGUCAGCAAACGGCGGCUCUCAGAAACGGAAAUCCUCCGCCACCCGUUGUCUCCAUGUCUCCCGGUGUAGUGCCAUUUUAUGGAGAUUCUAGUGCUGGCUUUCGACCGGCAGCUGGUUUCGGUAAUACAGUAUGGCAUCAGGGAGUUGGUCCUGUGGGUGCAGUCGCGGUUGAAACCACGCCAGCUGCAUGGCCACCUCAACAAUUUAUUCAACAAAUUCCUGCUCCUAAUCAGUUAGAAGAAUUAAGAUAUCACACUCAAUACAGCACCGCAACGCCUUAUCAUCCUCAACCAGUCGCGUAUCAACAGCAAACUUUUAUAACUACUGAUCAAUCGGCAUUUCAACGAGCCGGGACUACAGGACAAUAUACAAUUACGGGGCAACCUUCACCCUUAACACCAGUGGCACCACAAACGGCAGCUUCGACACCUCAAAGGCCAUUAAAUGGUCAAUUUAUGGAUCCUGCUUCAGCACCAACGCAACCCGUUGGUUACGAAAGACAGGAUUAUGUUAACGGUUACCAGCAGCAGGAUGUGACAAUGGCACCACCACCUUCGACUACUCCAACAAGCCGUAGUAGCUCCGUACACAUGGAUACCCAACAGGCACAACAACAACCCCCACAGCAGCAACAACAGCAACCUCCUACGGACACGCAAGUAAAAGGGUUUGCCACAAUUGCUGCGAAUAAUGUGUCGGGAAACGAGAUGCCUGGGUAUCCACUUCAACCGGGCCCACAGAGUUUACACAACUCUAACGGAUAUCCAGGCUACGUGGAAAUGGGUCAACAACAGCUACAAAAUCAGUGGCAAUCACAAGUUGCUCAACAACAUCAGCAACAACACCAACAACAGCAACAUUUGCAACGGCAACAUACUAUGUCGGAUACUAGUCAACGACAUAUAUGGACUGACACUAGUACGAGUUCAAAAAUCAGUGGUGUAAAUAAUAGUAAUAUGACGUGGUCGGAUUCUACUCUUCAACAACACCAUCAACAGCAAAAAUCUUCAAAGCAGCAGCUUCAGCAACAGAGUAUGCAGAAUACUAUGAAGCAGCAAAAUGAGCAACAACAAGCUAUGCAGCUACAAGGACAACAAGAGUUGUCAAGACCGGGUAGUCAUAUGAGUUGGGAAAAUGGUACCGUAAAGGAACCUCAAACUCCUCAAUCGUGGACUGACAAUACUGAGAAUCAACAACAACAACAACAAUCUCAACAAACUCAGGGAAGUUGGUCGCAGCAAAGUCCUAAAUUAAGAGAUACUCAGAACUCAAGAUUGACACCAUCUACUCAAAAACAACAUCAGGGGUGGCCACAACAUUCUCCAAAAUUACCAGAUCAUCAGCAAAAUCCGUCCCAACAAAGUUCAAGAGUAACGCCUUCUGGUCAACACUCGUGGCAACAGAGUAGUCCUGAAAUACAAACGCAACAAAAUACAGGUCAACAAAAUUCGGGAUUGAUUAUAUCCUCUCAGCAAAUACAACAGCAGCAAUGGUCGCAACAAACCAAACUUGAACAAAAUCCAAGACUGACUCCCUCCAAUCAAAUGACAUGGCCAGACACACCAACUAGUCAACCCAACUGGUCACCCAAUAGCAUGAAAAGUGAAUCCAGUCAGCAACCUCAACAACAAUGGCCAGAUUCUCAACCUAGUCCAAGAAGAACACCUGGUCAUCAAUCUACAACAUGGCAAAAUCAAUCAUCGCAAGAAACUAAAAUGGAUAAUCAUAUGACGUGGUCCCCAUCUUCAGUAAGUGAAAAUCAACCUACGUGGGGUCAGCAUACAUCGAAACAAGAUAUGCAAAAUUCUGGGGAAAGAAUCAUGUGGCAACAAAAUGCAGAUAAUAGUAAAAACAAUGGAUAUUCGGAUAAUCAAGACAACCAUGAAAACAAUGUAUAUGCUCAAUCAAAUCGAGUGAAUCUGAACAGUCGGCUCAAAUCAAUGAUUUUAAGCAAACAACAACAACAACAACAACAACAACAGCAACAUCAACAACAACAACAUCAACAACAACAGCAUCAACAACAGCAGCAAUUGCAACAACAGCAACAACAGCAGCAGCAAUUGCAACAACAGCAGCAAUUGCAACAUCAACAAAUGCAGCAGCAACAUCAAGAACAGCAACAGCAUCUUCAUAUGCAUCAUCAAAUGCAAGGUCAGCAUAACAUUAAUAACAUUAUUGGAUCAAAUGGAGAAUAUGUCGGAGAUGAUCGGUUACGAGAGUCACAUGAAAAUUCAGAGAAAAUGCAAGAAAAGAGAACGGAUCAGUACCUCAAUCAAUCGACAAUCAUGUCAAUGGCGCAAUCUAAUGAAAAUCUGACCGGUAAUUUUUUAUUGCAUAGCCACCACCCUCGGGUCGAUAGUUUGCCCGAAGGUGGUGGCUUAUUAGAAUGGACAGGAGGUGGAACCAGUUUAACUAAUCAUAACGUACUAACAGAGACCGGUGUGACUGCUAUAGAAAAUUUUAUGAAAUUCGCGACAGAAGAUAAAAUUGUCCUUGAAAAGCCUUCUGAGGAACAACAACAUAUGCACGAACAAACUCAGCAACGAUUAUGGAAAGACCAUAAUAAACAUCAUGAUAAUUCUAUCAUAGAAGAAAAGACGUUUCAGCAACAGUGUGCUGAAAAAAAAACACAAAGACUCGAAGAUCUACGAGAAGAUACGAAUGCAACUAAAAGAGCAAGAGAGGACAACCUUGAUUUUAUGCAGACUGCGGAUACUUCUGUCAUCAGCAAAAUUGUAGUUGAGAAUGAACAAAGAUCCGUUGAAAUGAAAGCAGACCAGUCAUCCACGAAAGAGGAAGAUAGUUCGGAGGUAAAGUACGCUUCAGAUCAAACCAUCAAGCAGGAGAACAUAGGAGACUACAAUUGCGCCAUACCCGAAAGCAUUGAAUCCUGCAAUGUUUCUAGAGGAGAAGACCAUACUACGCUGCCUGUAAAAGCUGAACCUGGUCAAACAUCGCAUGAUGCUUCGGACUAUAAAUUUAGAGGCGACGGUGGUCCCGCCAAAGUAUCACCAGGUACUGGUUCAUGGUGCUGUCGGAGAGGUGGCACGGAGCAACCUACGCCGGAACACCUGCGCGAAGGUUGUUGUCAAGGUCUUCAGACGAGGGAUGAAAUAUUAGCAGAUUCUCAACAGAAAUCAGACUCUGAUAUAAAGAACGAAGGAUCUAAUAGUCCGAAAAGCGGCAACGCAUCAUCGACAACUAAAUUGCAAGAUCAUUUGGACAAACUGAAGAACAAUGUUAGGACCGAAGUACCGGACUGCAACUGCUUUCCUGCCGAUAAAUGUCCACCUGAACCCGGCUCGUACUACACUCAUCUCGGAGCGGCUGCAAGUCUGUCUGAUCUUCGGAACGAUCUUGAAAGAAGAACUGGGCUGAAGGGAAAUGCAAUAAGGUUCGAGAAGGUCGUUUAUACUGGGAAGGAAGGCAAGACUACUCAAGGGUGUCCAAUGGCUAAAUGGAUAAUACGACGAUCCGGCAUCGAUGAGAAGAUCCUUUCCAUAGUGAAACAUCGACAAGGUCAUAAAUGUGCGACGGCAUGGAUCGUUGUAGCCAUGGUUGCUUGGGAAGGAGUUCCAACUCAUGAGGCUGAUCGCAUUUAUUCCCUUUUGAGUCACAAAUUAAAUCGCUUUGGUCUUCCAACGACCAGAAGAUGUGGUACUAAUGAACCGAGAACCUGUGCUUGUCAAGGACUGGAUCCUGAUACCUGCGGAGCGAGUUUUUCUUUCGGAUGCUCUUGGUCUAUGUAUUACAAUGGUUGUAAAUAUGCAAGAAGCAAAACUGUACGAAAAUUUCGAUUAUCCGUUCGGUCAGAGGAACAAGAGGUUGAAGAGAGGAUGCACGUUUUGGCUACACUUUUAUCACCUUUAUAUUUAAGUCUUGCACCGGAAGCAUUUAAUAAUCAAACUCAAUUUGAACGAGAAGCAAGCGAAUGUCGAUUAGGAUUUAAACCUGGGAGACCCUUUUCUGGUGUAACGGCUUGUAUCGAUUUCUGUGCUCACUCUCAUCGAGAUCUCCACAAUAUGAAUAACGGAUGCACUGUGGUAGUAAGUCUGACAAAACAUCGAACAUUAGCGAAACCUGAAGAUGAACAGCUACAUGUACUUCCUCUUUACAUCAUGGACGAUACAGAUGAAUUUGGUUCAAAAGAAGGACAAGAAGAAAAAGUUCGCUCUGGGGCUUUAGAAGUUCUGAAUAAAUAUCCCUGCGAGGUCAGAGUCCGAUCGGUUCCUCUUCAACCUUGUCGUCGGCAUGGAAAGAAAAGAAAAGAUGAGGAACCUGAUACUGUUGCAAAUAAAAAAGAAAUACAAAGGCACACUAACGCGUCCGAUAAAAUAAUAGAAGCAAGUCGUGCAGUGAAUCAUCAUGAUUUGUCCAGAACUCCAGCAAGAGAUACUCAAUUAUCUUUAGAAAUGGCUUCAAUGUUCGAAGGUAUGGAUGCGCAAUUACAAAGUUCUCAGGUAUCAUCGACGGUCCUCGAUAGUCCAGUGUCUAUGUAUCAAGGUUGGGGUUAUCAGGGUGAACAACAAUGGAGUCGAAAUGGUUGGCUCGAUCAAAGAAAAAAUAAUUGGUUAAAUCCCUGGGGAGAAUAUGCCUUUGGUGGUUUAGAGAGAGACACUAAAGUAGAUCCAGAUAGCACUAGCUUGGAUGAUAUCAGACCACGAAGUACAGUUUCGCAGGAAGAUCAUAGACCAGGUUCAAGGAAUUUACCAAACUCCACCAUGGAUUCCCCAAGAGGUACUUACACUCAUUCUCCAAGAGGUCAUCCUAUUUCUCCGAGAAGUUCUCAUCCAUGCACACCUGGUGAAGCAGCUUAUGCCAUGUCACCUAGAGGAUGCCCAUCAACGCCGCAGGAUCCAAGAAUGGCUUCUCCAAGAAGUUCGGGAUACCCUACUACACCUGACGGUAGUUACAAUCAUGCAACUUCUGCGAGAAGCUAUCAACAUAUUUUUGAGACCAGACAAAAUAAUGCGUCUCCAAGAGCAGGAUACUUUCAUUCACCGACCCAUUUAGAUGUUAUGCAAAAGAAUUUACAAUCACGAAUACAUCAAUCACAAGCAAAUGCGAAUAACAUUCGUCAUGUUGGUCAAAAUAACAUGGACAAUCAAUCUAGAAUGAGACAAGAUGCUAGUCAACAAAAAUACUCUGGUGCAUUGUCACAGACUUAUUUAGAAUCACAGAAUUCUACAAGAUUUAUGUUACCAAAAUCACAAACCGAGCCAUCCUUUUCAUCAAGAGUACAAAGUCACUAUCUUUCACAAUCCGUUCAACUAGGAAGAAACGCUACAUAUCAAAAUCAACAUACCGAUUCUAAUUUAGGGGAUGUUUUUCCUGGAUAUAGUGGUACUUCCUGCAUGGAUGGUAAUAGUCACAAAUCACUUGGUGCUACGAACCCAGAUUUCCUCCUUCAGGGUUCCUUAAAUCUUCCAUCUAUUCCUGAUCAACAAAGUGAUGUGCAAGGUCUUCUUAGUUCAAGCGAUCAAAAAAGGUACUUUGGUCGUUUGCAAAGACAAACGGAUUUAAAAACUUCAACAACCCCUCAGUUUCCAACCGUGUCUUCGGAACAAGGAAGUUAUGGAAGCAGUUGGAACAUGUUUAAUUUAUGGUCUUCCGAAACUUCAAAAUCGAUGGAACAUCAGACUCUUUUUAACGAGCAUCAAAAUGUGACAGAGAAAAUAAAUAAUCAAGCGGAUCAUCAGAAAAAUUCAACUUGGCCCGAAAGAUUACCAAAUGUUGAUCAAGCAAAGCCAACUUGUUGGGAAACGCAAACCGAACCAUCCCCUUUCCGUAUACCCAAAGGAAGACCACCUUCGAGAACAACAUCGGGUCAACAUUUGUCUACCGAUGCCAAUGCUUAUCCAAACACAUUUGCAAGAACAUUUUUGAAACCGCAGGAACCCGCAAGAAAUAAUACUUUUGCGGAUAGUUUAAGCAAUGGGGUACAAACAUGCGUACCCAAUCAGAACCAUCAAAAACGAACAGAUUGGCAUGAUGAGAAAUUAAGAGAAGGAUUUCAUGAUGGACGACAAGAGAUCGUUAAUUCGAAUACCACUUCUUUAGCUUGGGCGGAAGAAAUGAAACAAGUUCAAGAUUUGCACGCCAUGUCAAGCUUGGGUCAUCCUCACGCAUUUCCGCAAUACGGUUAUCCAACGUAUCCAGUUUUUGAAAAACCAUAUCCAAAUUCUUGGGAAGGUUACAAUUAUCAUCAACCUUAUCACCCACAAGCCGCACAAUAUCCUCCGCAAUUUUAUCAACAACCCAAAAGGGACGCCUGCUUCCAUUCUCCGCAAUAUCCGUAUCAAGGUAUACCACCGUAUCAGAGUUUAAAUACAGGCUGGCCAAGAUGGGAAACUUCUCGUUGGGACAUUUAUGGACCCCCACCAUACUUCCCGGUACUUCCUGAGCCACCACCGAAAGCGGAACCACUCGGUGAGGUAGCCGAUUAUUCCGACAACGAAGAGUGCUUCAAAGAUCCACAAAUGGGAGGAGUUGCUAUAGCUUUAAGUCAUGGUAGUGUUUUAUUCGAAUGUGCGAAACACGAGAUGCACUCAACGACGGCCUUGAAGAAACCCAAUCGUCUUAAUCCGACUAGAAUCAGUUUGGUGUUUUAUCAACAUCGUAAUCUUAAUAGACCAAGACACGGUUGGGACGAAUGGGAAGAGAAAAUGAGAUUGAGGAAGUUGGGUGUUGUAACGACAACGACUACCAGCUCAUCGGGUACGUCACCGUUAGUGUCCACAGCAGUUACUAGUCCAGCUAGUACGGUGAAUAAUGAGAAGCUACCACCACUUCCUCAUAUAUCUACCGUACCAAAUUCACAAUUCAUGAUGAGGUCGCCAACGUAUACAACCAUGACUUGGACAACACUUUUUCCUAUGCAUCCGUGUAUGAUAACAGGUCCGUAUCAAGAAGGAGGAGCCAUCGGAUGAGCCAUUAGCGGAAGGUACGAUUCCAAUCGACCAUGAUUGCGGAUCGUACUGGGGUUUGAGCGAAUAACUUAAAAAA
Vespa mandarinia (Asian giant hornet) is the source of this 9325-nucleotide messenger RNA. It is a transcript of the gene Tet, whose product is annotated as tet methylcytosine dioxygenase-like. Lineage: Eukaryota; Metazoa; Arthropoda; Insecta; Hymenoptera; Vespidae. Gene Ontology annotation, biological process: positive regulation of transcription by RNA polymerase II; chromosomal 5-methylcytosine DNA demethylation, oxidation pathway. The record is from RefSeq and is a predicted model, not a curated record. Gene Ontology annotation, cellular component: nucleus. Gene Ontology annotation, molecular function: zinc ion binding; DNA 5-methylcytosine dioxygenase activity; DNA binding.